Messenger RNA from Siniperca chuatsi (mandarin fish), 3961 nucleotides. It is a transcript of the gene sh3bgrl2, whose product is annotated as SH3 domain binding glutamate-rich protein like 2. The record is from RefSeq and is a predicted model, not a curated record. The coding region runs from base 212 to 538 and encodes 108 amino acids. Lineage: Eukaryota; Metazoa; Chordata; Actinopteri; Centrarchiformes; Sinipercidae. The transcript is spliced from 4 exons. Gene Ontology annotation, cellular component: cytoplasm.
AUGAUGUCGGUUGCAUUUGUGUUGCGAGGAUCGUUGCGCGCUACAGUCAACAGAGACGCACGCUGUUUUAUUAUUAUGCCUCAGUUUAAACAUCCAAAACACAGCCUGCAUUUUAAAGUCUGUAGGCGUACUUGUUAGUUUGGGAACAAACCAGACUCGUUGCCAACGAACAGUUUGUUUGUCGACUGUCUGACAUUGAUUUGGGAUUAAAAUGGUCAUCAAGGUUUACAUCGCCUCUUCAACUGGCUCUGUCGCGGUAAAGAAGCAUCAGCAGGCAGUGGUGGGUUUCCUGGAGGCCAAUCGAAUCAGCUUCCAGGAAGUUGACAUUACCAUGCUGGAGGAGCAGAGGCUCUGGAUGUACCGUAACAUCCCCAGAGACAAGCAGCCGGAGAAAGGCAACCCACUGCCUCCACAGAUCUUCAACGAGGAUCGCUACUGUGGGGACUAUGAAGACUUCUUCCAGUCGAAGGAGGACAACACUGUGUUUGCAUUCCUUGGGCUCAGUUCCCAACCCUCAGUGAAAGAUUCUGAGUCAUAGCCUAGAUCAAACUGCUGAUGUGUGAUGUCCAGGGAACCUUAAAAUAUAAGGUCAAAAACUGCAUCACUUCCUGUGUUCCUUCUGCUUCGAUGCCAGCAUGUCGCCAAACAUCAGACCCCGCGGAUUUCACCCUGUUCAACCUCUCCUGGCUUAAAAAACACUUUAAACAACAUUCCACCAUCACUUAAGUCUCCAAGAAGUGUCUGAUUCUCAAGAGGCCACAGAGAAUUAAUCACAGAAGAAGGGGAUUAACUUUAUGAUGGAUGCAUUUGUGUUUCCUUUUCAUGUUUAACACACGGUGACAAACACUGUCUGUAGCAUACAUUCUGUGCAAACUAGAAGGCUAUGUAGCAGCUUUUGCAUCAGUAGACCAGUUGCUUUAGGUCCAUAUACAAAGCAUUGGAUGGAGAAGAACUGAGCAGGUGCAGCAGUGCAGCACAAGUCACCUGAAUACACACCUGUAUUGUGUAUGUGCAUGCCUUAGUGUGUGUGUGUGUGUGUGUGUCUUUGUGUGUAUCUGUUUCAGUCAGCAGCUGUUAAUGAAGGCCAUGUUAAGUGAGGGGACCUGAGAGGCAGCACUUAAUGCAACCUGAAACAACCCGAGGCCUAGCCAUCAUGUCUCGCUUUGUGUGUGUGUGUGUGUGUGUGUGUGUGUGUGUGUGUGUGUGUGCGUGCGCGUGUGCAUGCAUGUGUGCUUUUGUGUGUACAUGUGUGGGAGUGACAAUGCUUUCCCAGAGGUGACCGUGACACAUGCAGCAUAGCAGAUGAGACCAAAUGAUAAGAAUCUUAAAACAUAUGAGGGAUGAAAAUUUUACCUAAUGUCAUUGCCAACAUUAAUGUUAAGUUUGUAGUCACUGCCAUCAAAUAAAACAAACCUUGUUCUUGUAUCAUUCCUCUGCCAAACUAGUUUGAUUAAAGGACAAGGUUGGCAUUAUUCUAUAUAUUUUUCUUAUCAUCUACAAAUCCAACAAAAAUACCAAAACCAACAAUAUGUUAGUCUGUCUUUCAGUACGUUCUACCUUCCCUACCCUGUCUGUGGUAUGCAACCCUCAACCCAUUCAAUCCUACUGAAGACAUAAAUCGUUAAAAACAGGUUUCAAAUACAUAGUUUCGUUUUUUUAAACAGCCAAGUAAUUUCCUAAACCAGCUGGGACACUGUAGUUUUUAGGAAACGUUACUCAAACAGGAGUAAAUAGCGCAUUUGUUGGGGACUAUUUUAAGCCAUGGAUUAAUACACAUUUGGUGCUCUAAUGAGUAUUUACGGCAGCAGGACGGUGUAUGUGGGAUUAACUCAAACUGUGCAAGGUUCAUUAUAAUGAGCAUGUCACCCAGUGCAACGGUAUGACUCACUAAUGUGUUUUUAAUCAUUUUUGGAUAACAAUGGAGACUUCUGGCACUGAAGAACAAGAUAUAUUCAUUGUCGGUUUUGGUCUUUUCAUGGGAUUUGUUGACAACAUGAAAAAUAUAGAUAAUUGCCAGCUUUAUCCUCUAAUCAAGACCCACCAUAGACAAAGCAUGGGUGCAAUCAUGGUCACAUGAGCUAUAGGAGUACACUUCACAUAUUAUCACUCCAAGUCUAAUCUGACAGAGGACAGGAGAAAUUAUAGUUUAUUGCUCAGAGAUAAUCAAGUGGCAAAGCUCUGCAAAGACAGACUGAGACUCAGAUUCCCCUGCUUUGCCUCCCCUUCUCUCUACAUAUUUCCAACUGUCUGAGUAAACAGAUGCUGAAAUCUGAGCAGACUGCCCUCUGUGUGUUUUACAUAUUAGGAAAUUAACAUAGAUUGAAACAUCACAGCCAACUCUCAGUCCUUUCCUCCAAUCUGCGUUCUAUGUUCUCUUUCCUAAACACCAACACUAAGCAUUUUCCCUUUACUGUCUCUCUUCCUUAUUACAUUAUCAUGGGUGGGUGGUUGAUUAAUCCCUUUAUGUUUACACAUGAAGGACACCCACAAACAGAUACACCCUCACCAGCCAUUCCUCUCUAAAUAUGUCAUUUUCACUUAUUUCAAAUCAUAUAGGGGAUAAUCAAUCAAAUCAAUGUAUUUCUGUCACUGUCGACACUAACGACAUUCCUAUUUUGCUGAGUUGUAUCAUUUAUUGUCAAAUCAUGUGAUGACGUUGUUGUGACUUUUUGUGAAUGGAUACUAACACGCCUGUUGGACCACAAACAGAGUAAAUGUACUUUAUGUUACACCUCUCUGCCUGUUGUGGUUAGUUGUGACAUUUUUCUGUUUCAGACUCAUUAGCAUUAGAUUCAAUGACACUUUACUGUAUACACGAGAAAGCAGAUUACAAUAUUUUGCAUUAUUUGCCUCAGUAUUUUUCAUGUGCAUGUUAUUGUUCAAGUAAUAAUACUACAAAGAACGUUAGCUUAACACAUUUUUUUCUUUGCAUAUUUUAAAUCAGUCUAAACAACAUUUGGAGAUGUAAAAAUUUACACUUUUGUCUUGAGAGGAUCAAUCUGAAGCCCCUUUGUAGCGGUUGUAGGGAGGUCAUUUUCUUUUUCAUCUUCUUUUGGUAAACCCAUUUUCUGAAUUGCUUAUGUGGUGUCAUGAAGGCAUAUCACCAGUCAGAAUUAACACAGUGGAUGAACAUCACCACCUAUUAAAUCUGAACUCAGUGGAUGAACAUCACCACCUAUUGAAUCCAACUUUGUGCAGUGGUUGCAGAAACUGUAUUAGAAGAAUGGACUCAAGUACAGAGUCACCUGCUUUUUGACCAAGUUUUUACUUGGUCAAAAAGCAGCCUUACAGUAAGCAACCUGAAGGUAGUUCAGUCAGGCAAGGGAAAAUCAAACAUAAGUCAAAAACAGGGAAUGUGUGAAAUAGGACUGAAAACAUAAGGGGCAAACUAGUGAGUAGCUGAUCAGCCAGGAGGUGGAGUCAUUUGGUGGAGUGGGAUACUCUGCAGUGGCAGCUAGUGGACAGUUGAGGAUUACAAAUCUGGAAGGUGAAGGGAUGUUGCAAAUGUAAACAGACAAACAGGGCAAGUGGUGUCAGAAGAGGGAGAAACUGUGAGGCUGUGAAUGAAUUAAAUUGUAUCAUUUGUUUAUUAGCAUAUAUUUAGUAAUAUUUAGUACCUCCAUUUUAUGAAACAUGUAUAAAUGCUUUGUGGAGAAACUACACUACAAAUGAAUGGAUGUGUGUUGGGCUAACAAUUUCCUCUAAUCUGACUCUAGCAGAAAGCCUUGAAGGCUAACUUUCUCAUUCAAAUGCUCACCUGUUCUCACUUCCCUCAUCAGUCACUCACUACGUAAACCAGGACAGAUCCUUUGUUCCCUUGCCAGUACGUCCUAGUUGCCAUGUUCCUGUCUUGCCUUGUGUUUUUCCUUUCGAGCUUUUGUCACCUGAAACAGAACCUGCCUGUCUGUCUGCUUACCUAUACCUGCCUGUAAAUUCUCAUUAAAACAAACCACUAAAGUCA